AUACAAAAAGGAGAUAUGUCAUUUAUUAUAAAUACAAUGACUAAAUAUAUAAAUAAAUAAAAAUAAUUAAUCUGUUAUCCACGUUUCCAAACAAUUCUCAGUUAUUUUUUAAUCUUUGUUUCCAAACAAUACUAAAGGUACUUCAGUUUUAAUAAUAUAGAUAAGUACGAUCAAUAAUCUCUCGGUAUAUUGGCAAACGAUUUUUCAAUCAAUAAUCAUUUUCUUGUCAAGUUUUUUUUUUGAAAAAUUGUAUUUUUGUACAUCUUUUUUUUUUGUCAUCAACAUAAACAGACGCAUACAAACUCUGUAAACCAAACUGGAGGAUGUUGAUCCAUGUGAACGACGAAAGACUGCUGUUUCCUGGCACGACGUGCUAGGGUAUCCGCCUUUGUAUUUUGUGUUCUUGGCACAUGGAUAAUCUCUGAUCGAGAAAAACUUUCCUUGAGGACUUUAAAAUCUUCUAAAUAACUUGCAAAAGCUGGUCAUUCUUCUGAUUCCGAAACCAUCUUCACCAAUUGAGAACAAUCCGUUGCAAACGUAACCUGAAAUUGACGUAAGUUCCUCAUACAUUCCAUUGUCCAAAGUAGUGCUUCCAUUUCCGCAUGGAGAGGAGAUAGACUAGCUCGAACAUUUCGUGCCCCCAUCAGCCCUUCAAAACCUGUUAAAGUACUGAACCAUCUCUGUCUAGAGAAAUCAUCAUUCUCUUUCCAGGAUCCAUCUGUAAAACACCAUCUACCUUGGAUUACCGGUAUUUUUGUACAUCAUUUACCUUUAUUAAGCUUCUAAACUCAUCUAUGCAUUGGAGAAGUGCCUAGUCAAUAAAAGGCAAAGCAACAACUUUCUUUUUGCUCUUUCGUGUAUCAUUUCGUCUCUCUUUUAAACGAUUUUACAUUUUUAAUAAACAAAAUUUAGCUGAUUCUCUUGCAAGAACAUGUAUAACUCCAAUCACAAUAUACACAAAACUUAUUAUUAAAAAUUCCAAUCUUUAGGAUUAAUUCGAGAUUCUAUACUCGGUAGUGGUCAUCGUUGUCAGUCGAAUUAAAAAUAGUAUAGUUUUCUCUAAAUUGUUCUACUAAAACUAAAUAAAUAAAGUUUAUCUUUACGUAUCAUUAGUAGUAGUUAUCGUAUGGACCAAAAGAGAAGAAUGCUUGUUACCUACUCUCUCUAAAGGACAGAGAAACAUAAAGUCUCUGCUUAAGGUUUCUUUAGUUCUGUUCUUGUUUCAUUUGGAAAAAUGCAGAAGCACAAAUGCAAGCUCUGUUCCAAGAGUUUCUGUAAUGGCAGAGCACUUGGAGGUCACAUGAAGUCCCACUUGGUCUCAUCACACAGGCCGACUCGGAAGAAACUCAGCGACUCGGUGUAUUCGUCUUCGUCUUCUUCAGAAGGUAAAACUCUGGUCUACGGGUUGCGAGAGAACCCGAGGAAAAGUUUCCGGGUCUUCAGUCAAGAUCCUGAGUCAUCCAUCGUUUACAACAGCGACACCGAGACCGAACCUGAAUCCGUAGACCCGGUUCGGAAACGGAGCAGGACAGCGGUUUCCAAGAACAAGAAGAAGAAGAAGAAGAAGAAAAGGAGUAAGAAGAUGACGAGAUAUAUUAGCUCGCCCGAACCGGCGAGUUCUGUCUCCGAUGGUUCUCAGGAACAUGACUUAGCCAUGUGUUUGAUGAUGCUCUCGAGAGAUUCAAGAAAGAUUGAACUUGUCAAGAAACCAGUUCUUGAAGCGGAAGAAACGAAGCCGGAAAAGAGACAAUUCCCGGAGCUCCGCCGCUGCGUGAUAGAUCUGAAUCUUCCUCCGCCGCAAGAAAACGAUGUUGUCACCGUAGUUUCGGCCAUAUAAAACAGCUGAGAUUUCCAAAGAUUAUUGGAUACAGUAAAAAGAUCAAAACAUCAUGCUGAUUUGUGGUUUCUUCAGGAUCAUUGUUCUUAAAACUAUAAAACCAUUUAUUGGUUUGGAAUCUUCGGAUAUCUCUAUCAAACAAUGUAAGACAAGAGAUAAAACAAGCAACAAGUACUACUUCAAGAUUUGUUCUUCAGUUUUCAGGGUCAUCGAUGAUGAUAAUAAUAUAUUGUUGGAUCUUUGUUAUGUCUUUAUGAUAUUUAGAAUUCUUGAGUUGAUUCUUUUGCAUGAUCUUUGGAUCUUGGACAUUUGAUUUAUUAACGUGUUUUAAAAGAAACUUUAAUUUCAACUGUUUUUUUUUUGUUUACACAAGUGUGUGCUAGGCUGCAAGUCUUUUUUUAAUAAUGUAAAUAUUAUUCUUGUCA
This is a messenger RNA of Brassica rapa (field mustard), 2262 nucleotides long. RefSeq names its product zinc finger protein ZAT9. The record is from RefSeq and is a predicted model, not a curated record. Gene Ontology annotation, biological process: regulation of DNA-templated transcription. NCBI's taxonomy places the organism in Eukaryota, Viridiplantae, Streptophyta, Magnoliopsida, Brassicales, Brassicaceae.